Dermacentor andersoni is the source of this 6615-nucleotide messenger RNA. RefSeq lists its product as uncharacterized. The record is from RefSeq and is a predicted model, not a curated record. NCBI's taxonomy places the organism in Eukaryota, Metazoa, Arthropoda, Arachnida, Ixodida, Ixodidae.
AAAAUGAAAUUAAAGUUGUACUAAGGCGCUGCAGCUAAAAGAACUCGUAAAUGGCUUUUGCGCGAUGAAUCCAAGAUCCGCGAAUCCAGUCGGUUCGAAGUCGGUUGGCUAUCCAGUAGUUCUGUCAUCAUCAGAGCAGCUCUAGCAGCUUAAUUUUUCAAUCUAAAGAAGGAACUAUAGUCGUCAAAGAAGAUGUCCACAGAUGAGCGACACUUGCUCAUUAUGGUUGAAAGGCUGCCUGACGAGAUUGCACAAGUGUACAGCCGAACAAAACAAAAGAAGUCUUUACAACACAGAAACUCCUUCAAGCACCGCAAGUUGAAAAGCAAAGCUAAAGAUGGAGAGUGUGGUGAAAGUGAUGGUACAGUGUUGUCCCCAGCUGCACGUGAGACUGGAAAGCUCACCACUGUAACCCCAUCACAUCUUCCAAUGUCAUUGCCAAUGUACAGCCGUAGCAUUUCAUUGCCGUCAACUCUUGAGGAAAAGACAGAAGCUGGUAAUCGGAGUUUGAAGGUCAAGGUCAAAGUUGAGCCUAGAGUUAAGGUAAAGAUUAAGCCAAACAAGAGAGGAAGGUCUCUUGACUCAAACAAGGUUUUGCGGAAGAUCAAGAUACGUAAGAUUUCCAAGGAUGCCCUGUCACCCAGUGCACCUGAAAAGGAUGAAAACACUGACACAAAAGUUGUCUUUGGCAAAGAUAUUGAAGAGGGUAGUAGCAAAGGGCCAUCUGAAAAGUAUGAAAUUGUUUCAUCAUCUGGAAGGGUAACUGACUUGCAUGAAGAAUCUGGUGCUGUCAGUGAAGAAUCCAUAGAUGCUGAGCAGAACACUAUUACUGAAGGCAAUGUUGAGGCCUGGCUCAGAGAUCAUGUUGGCCAACCAAGUGAAAGAAUGAAAGGGGACACGGGCAGUAUUUCAGAAGAAUCAACUGUGGAAGAAACAGAAACCUCUGAUGAUUCUUCGGUCAACCAAGAAACCGAGUCGUACAACACUGACCACGAAGACUUUGAAGAAAGUGAUGGCUCACAGAGGACAGAGAUCGAUGCUGCUAACUGCACAAGUUCAGACACUGAGAUUGAUGAGGCAGAGCAAUGCCAGCCGAAAGUAGCCAGCUCAGUUGGUGUGGAAACUGUGGCAUUAAUGUCAAAUGAAGGAUCGUGUCAUAGUGACAUGCUGCAGGAGUGCUCUACUGCUUUGGAACACAUAGUUUCAGAAGUGUGCGCUGAGAAACAGGUGCCACUGGUGGCGGACAGUGGCAACUCUGGCAAUAAGUGUGUUGAAAACAUCAAGGCAGAAACAGUGCCAUGUAAUUCAGCAUCUGCAGAAACCGAGUACACGUCUGUGCAACCCAAUGAAAUUGCAGAACAAGUCACCGCAGCUGAAGUACGUUAUGAUGACCUGUGCGAUGAUGAGCAAAAGGAAACCGCUUCAAGCAUUGAAUUUAUUGACAUCACCGAAGAUGCACUUGUGCUGAGCCCUGAAGUAGAAGGACCCAAUCCGCCUGCAAAAACAGUCAUGCCACCUGAUUCAUCUACAGGUGAACCGAAUAAUGGCAACACCUCAUGUUCGGUGGAUGUUGUAGAUCUCACCAGUGAUGAUGUUGACUGCUAUGUUGUCAGCCCUGUGAAUGAAGAUGAAGUGGCAGCUACUUCAGGCAUGACAGGAGUCUGCAUGGCAGCAGCCAAAGAACUUGACCUGUUUGCUAACAUGACCAUUUUGGAGAGUUGGGACAUAGAAGCAGAGUCGAUUCUCGCUUGCACAGGAGAAUAUUUAGGCCAUCUAGAAAAGUGUUUGACAAGCCUGGAUCUGAUGGGAGAAGCAUUCAAGACCAUGCUUGUCACAGCACUCCGGAAAAAAAGCCAAGCAUUUAAGCAAAUCUUUGUACUGCUGAAAAAAUUGCUUUGCCGCUCUGAGCAAUUGAACAGAGUGCUAUCUGUAGAAUCUGGCUUUUUUGUUCUUUUGGGAAUUGAAAACCCAUCAAAUGCAUUGUGCAGCCAUCGAAUCUCUGGCACGGAGGCAAAGGAACCAAAUAGUGCUACUAGAGCACUUAUUCGACGACUUUCGGCUGCAGUAAAUGAUGACCAUGCCAAAGUCUUAGUUGAGAAGACCACUAUUGCCCAAGAAGUUCCUUCGGCUGAGCAUCGACCUUCACAGCGGGUGAACAGUGCAAAUGAGUGUGACUUGAGUACCAUCAGUAGAAAGUGCUCCAAUGUGGCCAUUGAUCCACCACCAAAUCGUGCAAGAACAACAUGGAGGCAUCUAGUAGCUGCUGCUAAUAGAAGAGAACGUGAAUGCACAGGAUUUAGGGCUGUUACUGCCACAGUGCCAGUGGUUUCACAGUCAAACGAAAGGAGAGCAUCGUUAGGAAUGUCAUUUAUCCGGAAUGACAGAGCAGUAGCACUUACAACAGCUCGUGUAAACCUGGAGAGCCAUAUCGGUCUCCAACGUGACAGGUCAUCGUCAUCACAGUCAACGUGUAGCAUCCCAAAUCAGCAGCUCGACUCAAGGAGUACUACACAGCAGCCCAACUCAAGGAGUACAACAGCAUCGAACUUACAGAUCAUCACACAGAGACAACUGCACCGUGGCCAACCUAUUCAGAAGCAAGGCAAUGACCCAAGCGUCUCUACAUUACUAAAGGAGUUGAAGCAGAUUGCAAAUGGGAGUUUCAAAGCUCCAAGCACAAAUGCUGAUGCAAGGGAGAAGGUUGUCAAUGUGGAGGCCAAACAGGCACAGCCUUUGAGACAAGCUACUGUAACAUCAACCAGCGUUGCCACAUCUCCAUUAUUGUCAGUGUCAUCUGUUACAUCGGCAUCCCUCGGCCGCCAAAUCUCACUGUUGCCAGUGGCCACUGUAGGAUGCAGUAGCAAGGUUACAGCACUACCAGUGAAUGUGACUGUCUUGCCCGCUGCAACAUCAGUUUCAGCUCCUGUGUCAUCUGCCACAACCACCAGCACCACCAGCACAUCUGUAGUGGGAGGAACCAAAUCAGACCCUCAAGCCUCAACUGCUAGGGCAAGCCCGCACAGCAUUCUUCAAAAGCUCCAGCGUAACACAGGUCUGACGGUCGUGCCAGUACAACAGAGAGAAAAGCUAGCCAAAGAGGAUGCUGCUGCAGAUGGGAGUUCAUCAUUGAAAAAUAUCCUUGUAGAAGUCACUGCUGCUUCUAGUGAAACGGCAUCAGUGUCCAGGGACAGUGUCAUUGCCGUGCCUUCGGGCCUGAGCAUAACAAGCACACCGGCAAGAGCGUCUACAGCUGAUAAGACUGCAACCAGGACGUCUGAACAGGUGGCUGUAAUACAGCUUGGCAAGGGCAGCCAGCGCCACUUGCCUCUUCCGGCAGCCAAACCAGCAGCACUGGCAGUGAGCACCACAUCUGGUGGGCGUGUCAACUUGACUGUGUCACAACAGCCCACGAAUGCUCCAGUAGUGCGAGCUGUGCUUCAGAGAACUGUAAAUAUGAGUAGCACAGCUGCAAGAACAGUGCCACCUCAGCAACAAAGAACUGCUGGUUACAGCAGGCAUGCAAUUGACGCAAGGUCCACACAGACGUCCUCGACACACACUUCCCCUGUUGUGUCUAGGAGUGUGACAACAGAUGCAACUUCAAGGACUGUAGCAGCUCCAUUGAAAUCCACAACUGUGAUGACAACUUCCCACCGACUUCUGUUGCCAAGGCUGCCUGCGGGAGCACUUCAGCCUGUGAGCACGGUUUCUGGGCAAACUGUACCUGGACAGCCACCAGUACAGGCUGCCACAAGUGUUGCACCAGUUCUGGUGCAAGCCACAACACUGCAGGAUGUCCGGUGGUCCCAGCACCAGCAAAGUCGGCAGUUGUGUGUGGCCGUGCCAGGGUUUCGUGUGGUGCAGGCACCAAGCUUCCAAGGCAGAGCAGUGGCUGCAGCGCCACCACCUCUCCAGUGGUGUGGUCCCCCCAUGGCAGUCGGAAGACCUAUCGCCGCCAACAUCUUGCGCCCACCUGCGACAAUUCCUCCAUUUCCCUGGGGAGGCUUUGUGCCACAAGACCCUCGCUUUGUGGGCAGGGCACCCCUCAAUGGACCACAGGCACAUCCUGGGCAAGCCAUGCCAACACAGCAGGUGUCUGUCUUAUUUUUAAUCCUCAGCUGUCUGACACAAUUUGUUCGGCUGCCCACUCUGCAUGCCUAAUAUUUAGGCAAAUGGAAGAAAAGAAAGGAAGAAAGAGAAAAGGAAAAAAAAGCAUUUCAAUACCAAUUAUACCAAAAAUUUAAACAGGUGAGCAGCAGUUCAUUAAUGGCUGAAGUUGUUUUUGGAAAAUUCUUUCCCAGGCCAUACUUCAUGUAGACACUAGUCGAAUGCACUGUGAUUGGUUGUGGCAAGACUUCAGCACAUGUUAAGUGCAUGAUGUUUCUGCACUUUUUGGUCAACAUAUUGAUUUUCUCAUGACACUGAGCUCAUAUUGUCUGGUUCUCUUCCGAAAUAACAAAGUUGCCAGUCUAUUCAAAGCCUCUGUGCAUUUUAGAGUGCAAGUCAAAAAGUUUCAUUUGUCACCAUACAGCAAUCAAUUUCUGUAACCAUCCACUGUGGUAUCUUAGUAGUGAUGACAUUUUGCUGCUGGACAUAAGGUUAUGGGUUCAAUUCCCAGCCAUCGUGACAGAAUUACAAUAGAAGUAGGCUACCAGAAGCCCCAGACCCUGGUAAUACUGACUGUCUUAGUUAUUGUGAACAGUAGUUAUGAGCACACAGCUUCUUGGUGUGUUUAGAGAGACUCCCACUUGAAUUGGAAAAAGAGCCUCAUGCUGAAAAGCUUUGAGGGGAAUUUAGUAUAUAUUAGUGCAAGGGCCAGAUAGGGCCAAAGUUGAAAGUAACACAUUAAGAAUUCCUGGAAACAUGUAUAUAUGCAAGAACCUUUUUAUGGUCUUACUACACACUUUUCUAAUUUCCCGAAUUACAUUUCAAUCAUGCAUUGUAGCUGAUGUAGUUCUUCAUUGUAGCUGAGCAGGAUUUUGUACACUUUGCUUCAAAUAUCAUCUUAUAUCGGCUCAUAGAAUGAAGAGUAUGACUUUGAGACAACUUGCAGGUGCUGACUGCUUUGUGAAAGUCUGCACUUUGUCUCAUUUUGCGAUGUCCCUAGUUUUACGUGCUGUUCAUAAAUAACUAAUUAGGCCAAAUUUCCACUUUAGUGACAUUAAUGUAAGUAUGUUUAAUUUCACUGAAUAAAAACAAUUUUCUAUUUCAAAGAACAUUUUAAUGAGAAUAGGUAGAGUCCAUUAGCUCACACAAAGCAAUCGUGCCAUUGUGGUAUACGUGCUAAGAUAUCUUUCUUACACUGGAUCCUGCCACAUGUUAACCUAAGCAUAAUGAAGUAAUCACCACAACUGGCGCAUUUGUUAGCUCAUAACUGUCGCUCGCAGCAAAACGCUUGCAUAUGAAGAUAUUGGUGCACAUUAGGACCUCACUGCAAUGUCUUUUGUAGUGUUGCUUUUGCACAUAAAGCCACAUCAAUCAACGGGUUAUGUGUUAUAAGUUAGCCCCUUAACUUUUUCUCUACCAUGAGGAAAAUAGGCAUUUUUUGUAGGUUACGCCAGAUAUUUCUUUUUCUGAAGGAAUUACUGCACUCAAUAUUUGAUGUAAUACAUAAAUAAAAAGCAGAAUGAAUGCACUUCUCAUGCAUAAAAGUUUUAAUAAUGAUAUUUGUGUAAUAAAAAAAGAUACAAAUUGCCAGAAUCAAGGUUGUGUGAUAAAAUAGAACAAAGUUAGUAAAGUCACACUUGUACCUACUAAGAAAAAUAACAAAAAUCAUGAGAUAACAAAAUGUGUUGCCCUAAUAGGCACUAUUUCCAAAAAAAAAAAAAAAAGUUUUCAUUGAGCAGGUAUUCCACUACAAAAAUUUAACUGCAAGCAGUACAGUUAGGUCUGCCGGGCUGCGGCCACCGAUGUUCCAGGCUGGUUUGCGUCAUCAUCGUUCUCGGAGUCAAAGCCAGACGAAAAGGCAGCAUCCUCAAACUUACUGCUGCUCGACCCAUCGAUAAAGUCAGUUGAAGAUGUAGCAGAAUCACGAGAUCUGCUAUCUUUCGAAGCGUGGGUGGCUCCCGAAGGUGGCCAUUUUUGCUUUCUACUUUGACGGAUCACAAAACAUCGGAGCGCGUUCAAAAAUUACCGCCUGGAAAGAAAAAAAUCGAGCUGCUUGAAAAACAAAAAUAUAAUUCUCCUCCUUCACGUCCAAUGGUGCAGUGUGUCCGUGAGUGGCGCAGAAGGUCUCAAAAGCAGCAUUUCAAAUUAUCGAUAGCGGGCGGCCAUUAUUACUUUCUACUUUGACAUUCACGAAACUUCAAAACGCAUUCGAAAUCACUGCCUGGGGGAAGAAAAGUUAACUGCUUAGAAAACAAGAAUAUAGUUCUCCUCCUUCAUGUCCGAUAGCGCAGUGUGUACAUGAGCAACACGAAAGUCUUGAAAGAUGUGUUUCAAACCAUCGUUAGUGCGGUAACAGUGCCCAAUGACCACGGUACGGAAAGAGUUAGGUGUUUUGAACGAGUUCAGCUUGGUGAUGACAAUAGCCCCAUUUUCAAAGCGAUUUAAACGAACAUAGCACAUCCACUUAGUUUUUCUUCUGUUGCAUAGGUGGCUGCAGUGGCAGCAUUU